ACCCUCGUAACGCUUCAAAUAGUUGCUCUUUGCAAUUGCGUGUGCAAUACCACCAUUGUGCAAUUUCCUCACAUUCAGAUCGUUUUUCAGAAAGCAACAGCAGUAGUCGCAAUAAUAACUUUUGCCACCCAUUUAAAUAAUAUUCAGAAACUAUCGUCUAUUGACCUCAAACCCAUCGGAUCGGUCCACCACUAUCUGAGUGUGCGAUUUUUUCGCACCGAAUGGCAAAAUCGCUGACAGCCGGCAAACAAAGUAACAUUUCUUGACCGCAGCUGCUUGAACGGGAUAACAGGAAGAUCAGGACACCAAGCAUGGAGCCAUCGUUGGACAACUACAAGCUGAGCUGCGAGCUCCUGGGCCACAGCAUGGAUGUGCGGGCGGUAGCGGUGGGACCUCCAACUCCGGAAGGUCGCCAGACCAUUCUGUCCGGUUCGCGGGACAAGAGCACCAAAGUCUGGAAGCCCCAUGGGAACGAGUACUUGGAAAGCCUUACUUUGCAGGACCACAAGAACUUCAUCUCGUACAUCUGCUUCCUGGAGUCGGAGCGGUGGAUCUGCACGGCCAGCAACGACGCCACCAUCUGCAUCUACAAGCAGGACGGCUUUGUGCCCCUGUUGACCCUCAAGGGUCACGAGUCCACGGUGUGUGCUCUCUCGGCAGGAUUGGAGCCACGAAGCCUCAUCAGCGGCAGCUGGGACAAGACCGCUCGGGUGUGGACCAUCAGCGAGGCGGGUGAUGUGUCCUUCGUUGCUUUAGAGGGACACGAGGCGGCGGUUUGGGCGGUGGCCACCUUGAAGGAGCAGCGGAAGUAUGUGACUGGUGGUGCGGACAGGAACAUCUACUACUGGAACGCGAAAGGCGAGAAGCUGCGCCUGCUUAAGGGUCACACGGAUUGCGUGAGGGGUGUCAUGGGACUGGAUGCGAACACACUGCUCUCCUGCGGAAAUGACGCUGUUCUCCGCUUCUGGAACGAGGAUGGUGAGUGCGUGCGCGAGAUGAACGGACACAGCAACUACAUCUACUCCAUGGCUCGCAAUGAGGCUCUGGGCGACCAAGUGGUGGUCUCCUGCGGCGAGGACAGCACGUUGCGCAUGUGGAAUGUGAUCACCGGCGAUGAGCUGGGAGCACCCAUCAUCCAUCCCGGCAUUUCAGUGUGGUCCGUAACGUGCCUACAGAACGGGGACAUUGUCACCGGCUGUAGCGAUGGUGUGGUGAGGGUAUUCAGCCACGUUCCUGCUCGCCAAGCAAGUGAAGCAGUCCUUAAAGCCUUCGACUUAGUAGUGGCAACUAGAAAGUCUCAGAUUAAUGAGGAGAUUGGUGGCGUCAAGAAAACUGACCUUCCAGGUCCGGAGGCUCUUCUGUCCAAUGGAACGCGCGAGGGUCAAACGAAGAUGGUGCGCCAUGCCGAUGGUUCCGUGAAGUGCUACACCUGGACGCUGGGUAACUGGAACUUGGUAGGCGAUGUAACUGGCGCAACUGGAGGAACCCAGUCGAACUCCGGCAAGAAACUGCACGAGGGCAAGGAGUACGACUUUGUGUUCAGCGUGGACAUUUCCGACACGGAGCCACCUAUCAAGUUGCCCUACAACCGCAGCGACGAUCCGUGGCAGGCGGCCCAGACCUUCAUCCAUCGCCAUAGCCUUCCACAGGCCUACCUCGACCAGGUGGCCAACUUUAUUAUAAAGAACUCGGAAGGCCCCGUGCUGAUGGAGCAGGCGCCAACCGGCUAUCAGGAUCCAUUUACUGGUGGCUCCCGCUAUGUUCCUGGAUCGAGCAACACCAAUAUGGGAAGCGGCGGCAAUGUGGAUCCCUUCACUGGAGCCUCGAGUUACUCCACAGCGAGUAGCAAUGCUCAGUCGCAGGUGGAUGUAAACUUUGUGCGGUCUGGCGACAAACACUUUCCCGUCAGCAACUACCGCAUCUUCGACACCUGUGAUGCCAAGAAGGUGCUAGAGAAAAUGAUAGAGUUCAAUGGCAAACUAAGCCUACCUGAUGGAAGAGUGGGAGAGGAGGUCUUGUUGGCCGUAAUCAAACUCGCCGAUCAAUCGCCUGAGCUCGAUCUGACCUCCCUGGAAGCUCUGGCCAUCCUGCUGAAGUGGCCGGCGUCCAUGCAGUUCCCCGUGCUGGACAUCCUUCGCCUGGCCGUGCGAAAUGAAGCCAUCUUCAGUGUCCUGAACAACAGUCACAACUUCCUGGCGACCGUUAUCCCUCAAUUGAGCGGCUCGGCACCCAACCAGCUCAUGGUGGUGCGCUGCCUGGCCAACAUCAUGAGCCACGCCGCCGGCCGGCAAAAUGUGAUGUCCCGUCUGGCGGAGAUCAUCGAUCUCGUGGGAGCCAUCAAGACGGGCAGUGCCAAUCUGCAAAUUGCCGUGGCCACCUUCUAUUUGAACCUCACAAUCUCCCAGACUCUGGACGUGGCGAAGUCGGAGGUGUGUCAUGUGGUCACCUCCGGUAUUGUGGAGCUGCUCAAGUGGGCCAAGGACUUGGAAGCGUGCUACCGUUCCAUGCAGGCCAUCGGCAACCUGACCACCACUUCGUGCGGCCAAGAGACCAUUGCGCAGGUGGUGUCCGUGGACUAUGUGAUGGACAAGUUGAGGGAACUUACCAUUACUCCGCAGGACAAGAACUUCAGCAAGGUGAAUUCUGUGGGCCAGGCCCUGCUGGCUGUGUUCUAAGAUCUCCGCCAAGCAACUUCUUAUGAUCAUUCUAAAUUAUACAUAUAUUGGAGAACUUUUUUUCUAAAUAC
This is a messenger RNA of Drosophila melanogaster (fruit fly), 2746 nucleotides long. It is a transcript of the gene Plap, whose product is annotated as phospholipase A2 activator protein. Gene Ontology annotation, cellular component: cytoplasm. The coding region runs from base 312 to 2675 and encodes 787 amino acids. The record is from RefSeq and is marked reviewed. NCBI's taxonomy places the organism in Eukaryota, Metazoa, Arthropoda, Insecta, Diptera, Drosophilidae. The transcript is spliced from 5 exons.